ACCCCCAGCAGGGUGUGCGCCCUCCGGGCCGGGGGAAGGCGGAGCGCCAUGGUGGAGAAGCGGUGCCCGAGGCUGCAGCGGGAUGGUGUGUACCGCUGGUUCUCCGAGCUGCCCUCUCCGCAGCGUGUGGAGUUCCUGUGCGGCCUCCUGGACCUGUGCAUCCCGCUGGAGCUGCGGUUCCUGGGCGCCUGCCUGGAGGACCUGGCCCGCAAGGACUACCACUCGCUGCGUGACUCCGAAAUCAAGGCCAACAACCCCGCAGACCUGGGGAGCCUCACCAACCUGACGGACGAGGUGGUGCGGAGCAAGCUGUUGGUGUCUCUCGCCCUGCUCGGGUCUGCACACCGAGAGGCGGCCGGGGUCCUCUUCCGUACCCUCACCCAUAUCGAUUCGGUCAUCAACAACUAUGGGCUACAACUCAACGAGGGCCGCACAGGGGAUGAGUUCCUGUUGCUCUUUACAAUGGCAUCCAACCAUCCUGCUUUCAGCUUCCACCAGAAACAGGUCCUGAGGCAAGAGCUCACCCAGAUCCAGAAUAUCAUGGCCAGCACCAGCAAGAAUCCAAGCACCUCUACCCUCAACACCAUGGCAACCUAUCCUGGCUGCCAUAAGGUCACGCCAAGGUCCGAGACCCCCAUCAACAGUGUCAGCAACAGUCUGGAAAAUGUACUACAUACAUCAACACAUUCCAUUGAGGAGUCAUUACCCAAGAGGCCUUCGGGGAAACACUCCAAAGUGAGUGUUGAAAAAGUGGAAUUAAAGGGACUGGCACACAAGAAGAAUGAAAGAAACGUUGAAUAUUCCUUUGAGGUCCUGUGGUCUGAUUCUUCAGUGACGUUGGUAACCAAAUCUUCCUCUGAAGUGACUGAUUUUAUCUCAAAGCUGUCUCAGCUGUAUCCAGAAGAAAACUUGGAGAAAUUCAUUCCUUGCCUAGCUGGUCCAGAUUCAUUUUACCUAGAACGGAACCACAUGGACCUGGAAUCGGACCUUAGGUAUUUGGCACCGUUACCUUCCCAUGUGGUGAAAAAUGACCACGUUAGAAAGUUCUUCAGCACUUCAUCUCCUUCACAGCAACUUCAGAGCUCGAAUCCUGGCAACCCCUCCCUUUAUAAAGUAGGAACCACGCUGGGAACAUCUGGAAGACCUAUAUGUGGAGUGGCUGGCAUUCAGUCUUCUCAGAAUCAUGUUCAACACUCGGCUGCUGCUCCCGUUGCACUACCCCACUGUUCCCAUGCAGGAGGUACCGGCUCAUCGCUGGCCUAUCGCACCCAGAUGGACACCUCUUCUUCCCCCAUGUUAAUGUCUUCCAGUCCACAGACUCCUCAGACACAGGAGCAAAAUGGGAUCUUAGACUGGCUCAGGAAACUGCGGUUGCACAAAUACUAUCCUGUCUUCAAACAGCUCACGAUGGAGAAGUUUCUGAGUCUUACUGAGGAAGAUCUGAAUAAGUUUGAGUCCCUCACCAUGGGAGCAAAGAAGAAGCUCAAGACCCAGCUAGAGUUGGAGAAAGAAAAGUCAGAGAAACGGUGCCUAAACCCCUCAACACCUUCUUCAGUUACCAGCAGCGGUGUGGCAAGGGUUCCCCCUACUACACAUGUAGGGCCAAUCCAGAGUAUUCGUGGCAACCAUGCUGCAGAGCUGCGAGUGGAUGUGGAUCAGCCAGCUCACCCACUGCCCCGUGAGGGCAGCUCAUCCGAGUAUUCCAGCUCUUCUUCCAGCCCCAUGGGGAUCCAGACAAGGGAAGAGAGCUCAGACAGUGCCGAGGAGAACGACAGACGUUUGGAGAUUCACUUAGACGGCUCUGAAAAGGAGAAGCCAGUGAUGUUACUGAAUCAUUUCACUUCGAGCUCUGCCAGACCCACGGCUCAAGUCUUGCCAGUGCAAAAUGAUGCAGGCUCCAAUCCGUCCAGCCACCACUCUCUGCCCAUGCAAAUGAUGUCAGCGGCCUCUACUCACAUCACCCCCAUUCGGAUGCUAAACUCAGUGCAUAAAUCAGAGCGUGGCAAUGCAGACAUGAAGCUCCUUUCAUCGUCUAUGCAUUCUCUUUUGUCUUUAGAAGAGAGAAAUAAAGUUUCUCCUGGAUCUAGGGGCAGCAUUAAAAUGGAAAAGAGCUUUGGAAAUACAGUGGUGGAUGUAAUGUCUGCAUCUUCUCCCCACCAGCCCUUGCAAGUGCUGUCAGGGGCUGCUGAGAACAGCUCACCCACUUCUACUAUUAACUUUGGUCCUCGAACCAAAGUUGUACAUGCUUCAACUCUGGACAGAGUGAUAAAAACAGCUCAGCAGCCAGGAUUAAUAGUAGAAACGAGUACUGCUGCCACUGUAACAUCCAGCACAGUCUUCCACGUGGCUCGUCCACCCAUCAAACUGCUGGUGUCUUCGUCUCUUCCUACUGAUUCUGCCAUUGCCGGACAGACUUCCUGCUCCAGUAAUAUGCAAAUAACGGUGUCCCCUGCAAUAAUCAAUCCCCGGACUGCUCUGUACACAGCCAACACCAAAGUUGCCUUCUCUGCAAUGAGCAGCGUGCCAGUGGCGCCAAUGCAAGGCAGCUUCUGUGCAAACAGCAACGCAGCCUCCUCCAGCAGCCACCCAUCCACAUCCUAUGCGACCAUGGCCAACCUGCCCAGCUGCCCCGCACCCAGCUCCAGCCCCACGCUCUCCUCUGUUGCCGACAACAACUUCUACAGCAGCAGCAGCAGCAGCAGUAGCAGCAGCAGCAGCAGCAGCAGCGGAUCCGCAGGGAGCAUCCCGGUACCAAACCAGAACCACCACCACCAUCACCACCAGCAGCAACAGCCGCAGCCGCCUGGGUGCAUGGUGUGCAGCUCCUGUGGGUGCAGUGGGAACUGCGGCACCGGCGGUAUGACCGUCAGCUAUGCCAACUAUUUCCAACACCCAUUUUCAGGCCCGUCAAUGUUUACUUUUCCAUUUCUGCCCUUCAACCCUUUGUGUAGUAAUGGCUACAUCAACACACAGCAGUACAACAGCAGCACGACCUUCCCCGUGGUCCACACCGCCUACAACAGCGGCAUAGCACCGGACUCCGUGAUGACCGGGCAGUCCACGUUUGCGGUACCACCAAUGCAGAACUUUAUGGCAGGGACAGCAGGGGUGUACCAGGCACAGGGAAUGAUGGGAAACAGCAAUGGUUCCAGUCACAAAAAAAACGGGAAUCUCUCAUGUUACAACUGCGGGGCCAGUGGUCACAGAGCUCAGGACUGCAAACAGCCUCCGAUGGAUUUCAAUCGACAAGGUACGUUUAGGCUGAAGUACGCCCCUCCCUCUGAAAGUCUUGACUCCACAGACUGAUACUUUAUCAUCUGGCAAGAAAAUACUGUAAGCCAUGGAGAUACAAGGAGAUUGAACUACAAAACUGAGACGUCCAGUUGCUGUUAAGCUUAAUGUAUUUUUUAAUCCAAAGGUGCUUUACUUUAUUAGACUAGGUAGAAAAUCUAGCUUAGGGGUGCAUUGAACCCAUUUUGAUUGCCAAAUUCAAGCUUGGAUCUUGUUGCUGGAACUUCCGACUCCGUGUCAUGGGAUCGAUGGAUGGUGGAGCCGGCCUGAUGCGAGUACAACAUCCAAGGUACUUUCUUUUUGCUGGAGCCACGUUGCCAUACGUGGACUUCCAAAGGGGGAAGCAUCGAGCUCCAGGGCAGCUUCAUUCUGAGGUGGAAGCUGGAGGUGGGAGCAGCCGUUUGGAAGGACUUUGGCACCCCUGGGCUGGGUAAAAUGUCUACUUUUGUUCAAAAGUGAUCAGGCACUAAUCUCUGGGAUUAUUGAGGAUUGCACUACAGAAGAAUGUAAAACCCUUCGAGCUUUCUGCACUUCCAGCAGUGUCACUCUGAGACCAGUGCAAGAGGCAAAGAAGUUCCAGCUGUUAACAGCUGGCACCAGCAGGCGAUACGUGACUUAACCACACAAUAAAAGUCUGAAGUAAGUGUCUCCUUUUUCCCUACCAAAAGAACAUAAACACGGCGGUUUUGGUUCCUUCUGGAAACAAACUUGUGCUUCACUGUCUCACUUGUUGCUAGAUAGUGCUGGGUUCUCAGUGGUGGAAUAGACUUUAGUUUCCAAGGGUCCAAGUCCCAGAGACUCCAGAGUCAUAAAGGCUUCAAGGAUAUAUUCCUGUAAUACACAAAACCUUUACGUCCUAUUACUGUAUAUAGGUCUCUUUCACAGAAACCUUAUUAUUCUGCUUUUGUAAAUGAGUUUUAAACCAUCCUAAAAGAAAAAUGCAAAAAAAAAAUGAAAAAAAAGAACUCUGUCAGCAGAGUUUAUGAGCUUUUGCUUUACUUCAUAUAAAAAAUACCCCUUUGACUCCUACCCAGAGGCUUUUGCUGCAGGAUUCAGAAGUGGUAGAAGUCAAACAUGUAAAAGGUAGUAAACUUCAUUAUUAUCAAGACUCUCUGACGGGUUUCUCGUCAGCCUCCUUCGUUGCAAUAGAUUGUAGAUGACUUAGCUUUGGUAUUAACUACUUAGCGUACAUCAUUUGUGGGUGACAAAUCUAAAUUAGGACUCGAGAGGAAGCCAGACAAAUCCUGAACUGCUCAUUUGAAAGUUUGGUCCUGCCUGCUUGAAAGAAGAUACUGAUCCUCAUGGCUCACCAGGGGAUCUGACAAUAUUUGGUGGGUCAUUUAUAUCAUAGAGACAUUUCCUUACUGUAAUUGGGAAAACAUCUUGAAAGUCCAAAGCCUUGUUUACACUUGGAGGUGUUUCUCACACCAACUUAAACCACACCAGGAUGAAGGGUACAUGUAGUGGUACAGCCACAGCUUGGAAGCGAGGGAAGUUGUAUACUGGAGGUGAAAUGUCCAUGUGAGGGGGUGAUGCAGGAGCUUGACAGCUGAGACCUUUCUGGACCACAGCAAAGAAGUGUUUGGGCCAUUCUUCACCCCUGUGUGCUCAGGGGGCAGUCGUCAGCCUCAUCAGAGCAGGAUAAAGGAGCAUUGCCAGAGAGGCACAGCAGCAUGAGAUGGCCCAGCACCAGACUCUGUCCAGGUGGUUGAUGUGUGGCUCAUAGUGGAUGUGGCUUCAUGGAAACCCAAGUCUAAUAUCACAUAAUGUUAGCUUUUAAAGCAAAAUGGAUGAAUUUUUACUUCCUAUGCAAUGAAGCAGAAAGAUUUGUGCAUCCUCAUCCCAGCUCACACAUCCCGCGGUACCGCACACACUAUGGAGAUGCUUCCAUCACUCUGCCCACACUGGAGGAGGUUCCCUGAGUUCUAACCACCGACCUUCAGACCUACAACACUAAAGUGAUGAAAACUGACAAUGCAAUUUACUUUGCCUUAAUGAGCUUGAGACAAUAGGAGGAACAAUCUGUCAUACUGUGUUACGCUGAGGAAACGCGCAGUUUUCAGUGGUGAUGUUUACUCUUUACAGCUUUGGGGGUUCUCUCCAGUGGCCUGGAACAUGUGCUGAAAGCCAAAUCUUUAUUUUGUUUUAGUGGAGUUUUUUUCCACUUUUUUUUUCUUUUUAACAAUACUUUCAAACUGAAUUGUAUUGAAGAAAACUGUAAUUUCAACACACAUGCAAGUUGUGUGUGAAAAACCCUCUCAGAAUAGCAAAAAUCAGCAGCAAAAAAGUAAGGAAUACUAAUUUCUGUACCACUUCUGUUUUGGUUUAAUGCCCAGGGCUGGGCACAGCAUCUUGUCUUAUUAUUCGUCAGUGUCAAAACUGUCACAAAAGGACUGUCAGACUGAACCUGUGUCCAGCAAACUUUCAUUCCUUUCUUCAGAGCUCUCUUUGGGAUCGUUUCCUUUGUGUGAAGUUAAGGCUGAUGUUUCUUAAGUGGCUUACAUGUACUUUUAGGUAACGGUUUUAAGUGGCAAAGUCUGUUUUUAGGGUAAGUUCAACUCCGGAUGUCUCGAGUACCUUAAAGCAGUGCGAGUGUUUGAUGAGCUAACAGCGAUUCCCAAGCUUUCCCUACACCCAGCGAUCUGUGUCUCCGGAUCUGUGAGCAAACACUGUCCAAAGUACCACAAACCACCAGAGUUGGUAAGUCUGAACAGAGCACUUUAGUUCUGUCCAAUAACCCUUACAUCCGUUUUUAAAAGGCACAAAUCCAUCUUUUCACCCCAAAAAAGCAAGGCAGCUUGUUUUAGAAUUGUAGUUCUGGCUUCACUGGCUGAAAGAACCAGUUCUUAAACUUAUUUUUAUACAUUGAGAGAUGGGGAUUUCAAAGAAAGCUAUUUAUUCCUGUCUGUGUCCUAGAAGGAUCAAAAGAAUUAGUUCUCAACAUGGAUUUCACUGUGGAAUAGAGAUGAUUUUUAAACGCAAUGGAGAAAGGGAAUCCCAAGUCCUUCCCUGCAGGAGCACAGAGAAGUUAACACCGAGGCUUCCCUCAGGAGGAGCGAGCAAUGUGCAGUGUUUUCCAUUUGGGAGCAUUGGCAAUAGGAAUACUGGAAACGGGAUGGAAUUCCCAGCAAGCUCCUCCUCACGCUGGUAGUGGGCAAGUGAAGUGUUAAUAAAUAGGCCAGGCUUGAUGCCCAGCAGCAGGAAGGUGAAGAGGGAAGCCUCACUGCAUGAGUGGGGUAUGGAUCAGAGCGCUCCAUGAGGCUCCUCCAGCGCACACUGCACUCCCCUUGUUGUGGAACCUUUUCAUGCCACGGUCCAUAAAUCCUGGCACAUUAAGUGCCAGGCUUCCAAAAUAACAGGUUAACUAACGCCAGGCCUUUGCCAAUGCCCAGAUUCCAUCCUGUGCUAUUCCUGGCUGGAGAGCUGCAGGGCGAGGGUACUCGGAAACGAAACGCAGCCUGGUUCCUCCCCAGAAUAAACCUGACAUCAUCUGAACCCCCAACACGUGGGUUCACUGCCUCGUUGGUUACGGGAGGACACGGAGCUCGGCUCUGCAUUCGGGAUAGGCUGGAAUGCUGUUAAAUGAGAGGGAUGUGAGCAGAGCUGGAGAGAAAUCCGUGUGACUGAGCGCUUCCAGAGGGCAGGAAGUGCGUUGGGUGGGAGAGGCUGCAGCCUGACGACACCUCCUGUACCGAACCCUUGGAUCUACCCCUUUGCUCCCUUCCAUUUCUCCUCACAUAAGGAAGAGCAGUGUUGGUACUGAAGCAGAAAGCAAAUCCUGUGUGUUUUCAAGUGCAGUUUAAUAGCUUCUCUUGGACAUAACUUUCCACUAGGAAUGAAGGAAACUCCUGCUCCAUUUGAGCCAUUUCUUUUACUUCGGUCAAUUCUAGUAUUACAAAUUGUGCAUGUAACUUUAUAAAUAUUUUAAAUAGUUUUGUAAAUAUUUAAUAUUCAGCUAAUUUGAUUUUGAAUUGUAAAUGUCAAGUAUUCUGGUAUUGGGAUUUUUAUGUUUUAUUAUACUUUGUUAAAAGUAAAAUUGUACAUUUUUAGAAUGUUUUUAUCUGA
Messenger RNA from Melopsittacus undulatus (budgerigar), 7356 nucleotides. It is a transcript of the gene ZCCHC14, whose product is annotated as zinc finger CCHC-type containing 14. The coding region runs from base 49 to 3306 and encodes 1085 amino acids. The transcript is spliced from 13 exons. Gene Ontology annotation, molecular function: zinc ion binding; phosphatidylinositol binding; nucleic acid binding. NCBI's taxonomy places the organism in Eukaryota, Metazoa, Chordata, Aves, Psittaciformes, Psittaculidae. The record is from RefSeq and is a predicted model, not a curated record.